Molecule: messenger RNA, 3506 nt
Organism: Talpa occidentalis (Iberian mole)
Lineage: Eukaryota; Metazoa; Chordata; Mammalia; Eulipotyphla; Talpidae
Product: cytochrome P450 2U1
Exons: 5
Biological process (GO): xenobiotic metabolic process
Cellular component (GO): cytoplasm; intracellular membrane-bounded organelle
Molecular function (GO): oxidoreductase activity, acting on paired donors, with incorporation or reduction of molecular oxygen, reduced flavin or flavoprotein as one donor, and incorporation of one atom of oxygen; iron ion binding; heme binding
Source: RefSeq, a predicted model, not a curated record
CCGCUGCUGCUGCCGCUGCUGCUCGGCCUGGCCGCGCUGCUCGGCUGGGGCUGGCGCCGGCGCCUCCGCGCGCGGGGCAUCCCGCCGGGGCCCGCGCCCUGGCCCGUGGUGGGCAACUUCGGCUUCGUGCUGCUGCCGCCCUUCCUGCGCGGGCGCACGCGGCUGUCCCGGCGCGCCGGGGCCGCGGGCGUGGAGCCGGGCGCCGCGGGCCCGCAGCUGAUCCUGGCCGACCUGGCGCGCGUCUACGGCGACGUGUGCAGCUUCUUCAUCGGCCACUACCUGGUGGUGGUCCUCAACGACUUCCGCAGCGUGCGCCAGGCGCUCGUGCAGCAGGCCGACGUCUUCAGCGACCGCCCGCGCGUGCCCCUGGUCUCCAUCCUCACCAAGGAGAAGGGGAUUGUGUUUGCACGUUACGGCCCAGUCUGGAGACAGCAGAGGAAGUUCUCCCACUCGACGCUCCGUCAUUUUGGCUUGGGGAAGCUGAGCCUGGAGCCCAAGAUCAUCGAGGAGUUUAAAUACGUGAAAGAGGAGAUGCAGAGGCACGGAGACAAGCCCUUCAGCCCCUUCUCCGUCAUCAACAGCGCCGUCUCCAACGUCAUUUGCUCUUUGUGUUUCGGCCAGCGCUUCGAGUCCAGUAACUGCGAGUUUAAGCGGAUGCUCGAUCUCAUGUCGCGGUCGCUGGAGAUCUGUCUGAAUAGCCAGCUCCUGCUGGUCAACAUCUGCCCCUGGCUCUACUACCUUCCCUUCGGGCUCUUCCGGGAAUUAAGACAGAUAGAAAAGGAUAUAACCAUUUUCCUGAAAAAAAUCAUCAGAGACCACCGAGAGUCUCUGGAUGUGGCGAACCCGCGGGACUUCAUAGACAUGUACCUGGCCCACGCGCAGGAGGAGCGCAGGAGUAACAGCGGCAGCAGCUUCGACGAAGACUACUUGUUUUACAUCAUCGGGGACCUCUUCUUUGCUGGGACCGACACCACAACCAACUCGUUGCUCUGGUGCCUUCUCUAUAUGGCACUGAACCCCGACGUGCAAGCAAAGGUUCACGAAGAAAUUGAAAGGGUCAUCGGUCCUGACCGCGCCCCCUCCCUCACGGACAAGGCCCAGAUGCCCUUCACGGAGGCCACCAUCAUGGAGGUGCAGCGGCUGACGGUGGUGGUGCCGCUCGCCAUCCCCCACAUGACCUCGGAGGAGACAGUGCUCCAAGGGUAUAGGAUUCCUAAAGGCACACUGAUCUUACCCAACUUGUGGUCAGUACACAGAGACCCAGCCAUUUGGGAGAAGCCCAAUGAUUUUGAUCCGAAUCGAUUUCUGGAUGAUCAAGGACAACUAAUUAAAAAAGAAACCUUUAUUCCGUUUGGGAUAGGGAAGCGGGUGUGCAUGGGAGAGCAGCUGGCAAAAAUGGAGCUGUUCCUGAUGUUUGUGAGUCUGAUGCAGAGCUUCCGGUUUGCGUUGCCGGAGGAUUCUGGGAAGCCCAUCCUCACUGGAAGAUACGGCCUCACUUUGGCCCCACAUCCAUUUAACCUGAUCAUUUCGAAGAGAUAAAGGGCAUCUCCGAGCAGAGGGGUGAACAGAACGCUGGUGUAUGACCUUUCAAACAGAUUCCUCCUUCUGCCCUUGACAGCAGAUCGCCGCCCCGAGGACCCAAGCCAGGCUCAGGUUUGAGGGGAACUGCAAAGUGUGUCUAGGCCAUGGGCGCUCUCGUUGGAGGCGUCUCAGCACAUGGCUCCUGCCCUUGUGGUGCUGCUUGCCCGUGACUUCAUGCUGGGGUCAGCGCGCCAAAUAGGGAAGCUGGGGGUCCCAAUUCCCUCCCGCCAGCGAACCUGACCCCUGGCCUCUCAGCCUCUGUCAUCCCCCGUCAGGCGCGAGGCCUAACAUGUGCCUUCUCUCUAGCUCCCUCUUCCUCCCAGGAUGCUCCGUGUCUCUUCUGAUAGCAUCAAAACUGGGGGGUGGCUCUGGAUUCCAGGCGAGAUGAUUCCUGCUUACCGCCAACGCUGCGAGCAGGACACCCCCAGAUAUGCUGUGGGGGUGCUUUUGAAUUGCACUAAGCCUUUGCAAUAGCAAGUUCUUCCUCCCUGAAGCAUACCUGCCUUUUCUGCAUUCCUGUGUUGGUAGCUUCCUUGAGGGAAUGCUGAAAUCAGGUGUUUAUAAACGAUUACAUGAUUACAUAUAAUGCCUUACACUGAAGCACUUUAAAAACAUCUUUGCCAAAGGGCUGUCUGUGUUUUCCUCGAAUCUGUCGAUAUUUUACUACUUUUACUUGAAAUGUGAAAACAAGAGCACUUUGUUUUAUAAAUCUGCCCAGUAAGAGAUGUCUAGUCCCCACCUUUAGCCUAAUUUCAGAUGCUUUCAUUAAACUUUUGAUUUUGUCUAAGACAGUGUUAUGCUGGGUUUGUUUUACCUUCAUUGUAAACAAAAUUCAUGACAUUCUGUUGUCAGAUGUCAAGAUAGGAAAUAGAAGAAGGAAUAGACCUUCCUGGGGAGAGGCCUCAAUGGCCAAUUCGCCUGAUCUUCAGGUACAAUUCUUUUCAGAAGCCCUGUGGGAGCACUCACCACCCUGCGCUAGCAUAGUCCGUUUCCUUUUUCCUUUUUAAAAAUUGUAUCCUUUUUUUAUUGAGGCAAAUUUGGUUUACAACACUCUAUAUGGUUCUGGGCUAUAGAGUCACACCUCUUCAGAUAUAUGUUACCACACCACACCCACCACGAAUAACCCCCCACCACAGUCUGUUGGACCCCCUCUUCCCUUUACUCUUCUCCUUCCUCUGGUAGCCUCAAUUCUGCAGUCAGUUGUCUAGGGCUCGUUUUGCUUUAGGGUUGUCUGUUCCUUUGCUUUGUUUCUUUAUAUUCCACCUGACUUAUUUUGCUUAGCAUAAUUCCCUCCAAUUCCAUCCAUCUUGUUGCAAUUGAUCAGAUUUCAACUUUCUUUUUCACAGCUGAGUAGUAUUCCAUUGUGUAUGUGUGCCAUAGCUUCUGAAUCCACUCCCUGAGGCUGGACACUUAGGUUGUUUCCUUAACUUGGCUAUUGUAAAUAGUGCUGCAGUAAAUAAACAGGAGUACAGAUACUUCCUCAAACCUUGUUUACAAAAAAUGUUGGCGAGGAUGUAGAGGGAAUGGAACCCUCUUACACUGUUGGUGGGACUUUCCAGCCUCUAUGGAAAACAGAGUGGAGGUUUCGGAAAAUAUUAAAAAUAUACCUAUCAUAUGAUCCAGCAGUUCCACUCCAUUCCUAGGAAAUCCAUUCUGGAAGGGCACAGCCAGUUUCUGAUUUCCCUCACCAGAGUCAGCAUUAGUGCAGAGAAGGGUAGAUCCACACCAACCUCUGUGGCAAGGCACUGAGUACCUGUCUCUAUUACAGCCCAGUAAGAAGUGCCUUGUAAACCCUUGAACCUUGGGCUUACUGCUGGAUAAGCCCCCGUCUGUUUUUACCAUGGCCUUACCUUCCUCUCCGAGGUCACAGCCCAGUGCCCCUUCUUCAUGGAGGGGUCCCACUGAUACACUCUCUUUUUUUUUUU